ACCAGUGAGUUUCAAUUACUACACAGAGAGCAAAAAUGGGUACCAAAGCUCUCCUUUUCUUUGCUCUCUUCUCCCUAUUAGCCAUUGCUUCAGUUGCAGACACUGAGUCAACCGAGUCAGACUCAGGCCUUAUUUUAAACUUCUACAGAGAUUCAUGCCCACAAGCUGAAGAUAUCAUUAAAGAACAAGUCAUGCUUCUUUACAAACGCCACAAGAACACUGCUUUCUCUUGGCUCAGAAACAUCUUCCAUGACUGUGGUGUUGAGUCAUGUGAUGCUUCAUUGCUUUUGGACUCAACAAGGAGAACACUGUCUGAGAAAGAGACAGACCGGAGCUUCGGACUUAGAAAUUUCAGGUAUCUUGAAACUAUCAAGGAAGCUUUGGAAAGGGAGUGUCCUGGAGUUGUAUCUUGUGCAGAUAUACUUGUACUUUCUGGAAGAGAUGGAAUUGUUGCGCUUGGAGGGCCAUACAUCCCACUAAAAACAGGAAGAAGAGAUGGCAGGAAGAGCAGAGCUGAUAUAUUGGAGCAAUACCUCCCAGAUCAUAAUGAAUCCAUGACUGUUGUUCUUGAAAGGUUCAAGAACAUCGGCAUCGACACCCCUGGUGUUGUUGCUUUACUAGGUUCUCAUAGCGUGGGUAGGACACACUGUGUGAAGUUGGUGCACCGUUUGUAUCCAGAGGUUGACCCGGUUCUUGACCCGGGUCAUGUUGAGCACAUGCUCCAUAAGUGUCCGGAUGCGAUCCCUGACCCCAAGGCAGUUCAGUAUGUGAGAAAUGACCGUGGUACCCCUAUGAAACUAGACAACAACUACUACAGAAACAUAUUGGACAACAAGGGUUUGUUGAUUGUGGAUCAUCAGUUAGCUACAGACAAGAGAACUAAACCAUAUGUGAAGAAAAUGGCAAAGAAUCAAGAUUAUUUCUUUAAGCAUUUUGGAAGAGCCAUUACUGUUCUUACUGAGAACAAUCCACUCACGGGUAAUGAAGGUGAGAUCAGAAAGCAAUGCAAUGUUGCCAACAAACGCCAUUGAAGAAUCCUUUCAUGAUGAUGGUGAUGAUGAUAUGGGGAAUAAUUAAGAAGAUAUGAUGAUGGUGUGAGCAUCAUGCUGGCUUCCAAUAUGUGUUAAAUGUAGGACAUGUUUAUGUUUUGAGGAAAGUGAAUGUUGUUGUUGAAUGGAUAGUGUAGAUAUGGGUGGAUGGAUGGAUGGAUGUUGGUGGAGUAUGAAUAUGCAUGAUGCAUGAUGCAUGAGAUGGUUGUUGAAUUAAAAGCUCUACAAUUAAUCUAAUGCUGUCUUUGUUUUUA
Messenger RNA from Lactuca sativa (garden lettuce), 1303 nucleotides. RefSeq names its product Peroxidase superfamily protein (gene PRXR1). Gene Ontology annotation, biological process: response to oxidative stress; hydrogen peroxide catabolic process. Gene Ontology annotation, molecular function: peroxidase activity; heme binding. Lineage: Eukaryota; Viridiplantae; Streptophyta; Magnoliopsida; Asterales; Asteraceae. The record is from RefSeq and is a predicted model, not a curated record.